GAGAUGGUAAAACUCCUGAAGAGAAAAUUGCUGGCACAGCUUGUAGUAUGAGGCCAGCGGCAGCAGAACAGUUGUGUUUGUAGGGAAGGUGAAAGCUGUUUGCUGUGUUUGUUAGUCUUGUCAGUGGGAGUUUUGCACUAGUUCAUCAUGCUUGCUAUAGAGCUGUGACGGGGGAAAAAAGACAUCUGUCUAUCUACCGGGAUACUCCAAUUUACUUUCAGACAGAACUGAGAAUGAUGGCCGAAGGGAAGUUCGCCAGCCUGCCCAGGAACCUGCACAUGAGCCGCCAGUGCACAUUGGCCUCCUCCAUGGACCUGCUGAGCUCUGGCAUGACUGAGGUGCCUUCCACCAGCUAUCAGGGAAUCUCUAUCCAUGGCACCCUGCCUCGAAAAAAGAAAGGAGGUGCUGCCACCAAUUCUAGGACAUGGGAGAUGUGCAGUUCACUGCCACACCGCAUGCGCUGCCGCCUGCCCUCUUCACCACUCAUACACAACAUCAUAGAGGAGAACCAACCUUUUCAGACACCGAGGGAGGACUACAUAGUACACAGGGACGCUGGAGGAAUGGACCCCCCCAUGGAGUACGUCAAGUUCUCCAGGGACAAGCAUAUCAUGGAUGGAGCUCCAGAGAAGCUACGCCGGGAGCUGGAGGAAGAGCUGAAACAGUGUGGAGAGGAACCUCGGAGCCAUGCAUGGUACCAUGGAGCCAUUCCAAGACAGGUGGCUGAGAACUUGGUCCAGCGUGACGGUGACUUCCUAAUCCGAGACUCACUGUCUAGCCCAGGAAACUACGUCCUGACAUGCCAGUGGAAGAACAGUCCCCAGCAUUUCAAAAUAAACAAGAGGGUGGUGGUGAUGAAUGAAGCCUACUCACGAGUGCAAUACCUGUUUGAGAAAGAGGGCUUUGACAGCAUCCCCGCUCUAGUGAGAUACUACGUGGGUAACCGUGAGCCUGUGUCUGAGGUAGUGGGAGCCAUCAUCUUCCAGCCCAUCAAUAGGACGCUGCCACUGAGGUCCUUGGAGGAGAAGUAUGGAGUCGGAUCUAUCCGUGCAGAACCAGGCCACAGAGACAAGAAGAACCGGAGCUCCAAACGACUGAGCUUGAAUAUCAUGAACGGACACAUCCCGGAUCACACCCUUGGCCGUGGAAGCCUUCUUAGCAACAGAGACAAGUGCGGAAGCCAGCCAGCGUGUCUAAACCACGUUCAGGAGAAAAGACGGCCGUUGAAGACCCAUCAGUCUGAGAGUUUCCUUCCACUUGGAUCAAGGCUUCAGGCCCAGACUCACCAUAUGGACACUCAGUCAUGCCCAAAGUCUCCUGUAUUCAGGACAGGCAGUGAGCCAGUCCUCAGCCCUACAGUCCCUCGCAAGAUGUCCUUUGAAACACAAGCAGGCGAGGCCAUCCAUGGGUCGGAUAGUCAGCUCUGCCCCAAACCGCCUCCUAAACCCAGCAAAGUGCCCUCCAUGAGGCAUCCUCACUCGUCCUUUGUAGCUCCAGUGCCUCCAGUGAAACCCCAGAAACACUGGCCUUCUACCCCACAGCAGUCAGUCAGCCCAGACGUGAGCUACUGUGAGCUGAGCCCAUGUAGUCCCGAUGAGUGGGAAAGGAUUAGUGCCUCUAAUGGUUAUGUGGAGAGGCUGAAUGUGGAGGAGAAAAGAAUCAGUGGUGGGAGCACGAAGCUGGAUCGCAGCUCUUACCAUCAUGCCAUCGAAGCCCUACAAAACAGCAGUGACGAGGAAGACAAAGAGCAGAAGGAAGAGCAGAGACAAGUCCGACACUCUGGUGCAAAGAAGGUUAGAAGUUUCCAGAGGCCUGUGUUUGAGAUGGUAUCAGCAUUCAGGCCAGGGGAGGUAGAGUUCAGGUUAUUGCCACCAGAGAAUAAGCCACUGGAAAUGUCUGUGCUGAAGAAAGCCAAAGAACUGCUGGUCAGUCAGGAUCCCAAAACCAUCGCCAAGCACAUUCUGCAAGCUGACUGUGAGGUUGCCCGGAUUCUGAAUGUUUCAGAUGAAAUGAAAGGUCAGAUGGGUGUGACCUCUGGGCUGGAACUGGUAACCCUACCACAUGGGAGGCAACUCCGUCAAGAUCUCAUGGAAAGGCAUAACACAAUGGCGAUCGGUGUUGCUGUGGACAUCCUGGGCUGUACAGGGAGCUUCGAGGAGAGAUCAGCCACGCUAAACCGAAUCAUUCUGGUCGCCCAGGAGCUAAAAGACUGCAUGGGAGACCUCUAUGCCUUCUCAUCCAUAAUGAAAGCACUGGACAUGCCUCAGAUCAUGAGACUGGAUCACACGUGGACCACCUUACGCAGGAAUUACACACACACUGCCAUCCUUUAUGAGAAAUCUCUCAAACCAUUCUACAAGGGCCUGUAUGAAGGAAGUGCAGAGGUUCCACUGAGCAGUACCACUGUGCCACUGUUGAUGCCCCUCCUCACCCUGAUGGAAAGACCAGCAGUUGCAUUUGAAGGCAUGGAGCUCUGGGAAAGCAAUGACCAGGGUUGUGAGAUCAUGCUGCGACAUCUGGAGGAGGCCCGUGCUGUUGCACGCAACGCUGACACCUACUCCUAUAAUGCCAAGCGGGUCUUGCAAGACUUCUGUCCUGAUGAGGACAUGUUGGAGAUCCUGAAGACAGACUUCCAGUUACGCCUGCUCUGGGGCAGCAGAGGGGCUGGGGUAAACCAGAUAGAACGACACGACAAGUUCAAACUCAUCCUGACUGCACUGUCCAGAAAACUUGAGCCUCCUGUUAAACAGACAGAACUCUGAGGAAAGAAGACCCACAUCAGUUCAAAGCACCUUAUGGAAGGACAUGAAAAGCUCUAAAUGCAGAAUACACAUGGCCCAAUAAAACUGCUGCGAAGAACGUAAGCCGUUUUACAAGUGCUUCACUACAAUAUAUCUUGCAUAAACAGUACUGUAUUUCAAAGGCUUUAUCCAUACACACUUUGGAAUAAUCACACUAAUACAAGAGGGUAUUUUUCUGCUCUGUGGACUGAAUCGCAUGUGUAGAACGCCCAAAGAGACAAAAGGUACAAUGAGAAAAGGAAAAGGAAUCGUUCAGUUAAGUGGUGAUUACAGUUAAACAGUCAACACCAUUAUUUAAAGGUCCAUGGUGGUGGUGAGGAGGACAGAUGGUGGUAAAACUAUGGCUGUUCUGUAUGUUUUAAAAGUGUGUUUCGUAUUUAUACGUUAAGUCGUCCAGUGCUUUUAGUCUAGAACUGUACUGUAAAACAUGAUCUUAUUCCAACAAGUGUGUAAAUGAAAGAAACAUACCUGUAAAACUGUGUAUAUAAUUAUUAGUAAGGUAAACGUGAAUGCUAAUCGAUGUAAUAUAGUUUAUUCAUAAUUGUGAGUCAUGUAAAUACUCAAACAAUUUUAAUAUCUUUCUAUGAAAUGUUGCAAAUGUAUAGAUAAGUCUAAAUAAAUUGUCUAACCCCACAAAAGACAUGUUUGUGUCUUAGUAAUAUUGUACUUUCAUUGGAACACCCAUGUUCACACAGCUUUCUCAUUUAAUAAAGGAACUGGUUAAGCUAGUGUGUACUUAAGAUGAAAA
Messenger RNA from Neoarius graeffei (lesser salmon catfish), 3549 nucleotides. It is a transcript of the gene bcar3, whose product is annotated as BCAR3 adaptor protein, NSP family member. The record is from RefSeq and is a predicted model, not a curated record. Lineage: Eukaryota; Metazoa; Chordata; Actinopteri; Siluriformes; Ariidae. Gene Ontology annotation, biological process: small GTPase-mediated signal transduction; positive regulation of peptidyl-serine phosphorylation. Bases 234 to 2762 code for a protein of 842 amino acids. The transcript has 12 exons. Gene Ontology annotation, molecular function: phosphotyrosine residue binding; guanyl-nucleotide exchange factor activity.